Mesorhabditis belari is the source of this 717-nucleotide messenger RNA. Lineage: Eukaryota; Metazoa; Nematoda; Chromadorea; Rhabditida; Rhabditidae. The record is from the annotation of a GenBank genome assembly.
AUGGAAGUAGAUGAUGGCCGCUUCAAGACAGCUUUGACAUUUCUACGAGAAGGGAUCCAUGGAGAGCAGUCGCAUGGAGAUCGUGAAGAAACAAAUCACUUUUCAAUCGCUUUACAUCAUCGAGCCGGACAGACCGUCGCAAUUGCCAAUCAAGCACACAACGAGCUCUGGAACAAUCUGCACAUCUGGCAGAAUAACAUCGAGGACGAGAUUGCUCACCUCGAAGACCUUGAAAAACGUUUGGACAAACGCCAGAUGUUUCUCAACAACAACACUGACGCCGUUCAGGUGUUGAUCGAAGGAAUUGAAGGACGCCGUAUGGCGACAAAGAAACAACACGAGGAAAGCCGAAGAACGAGUAGCUCGCGCUCGGGAAUGCGGAAACGUUUAUCCGUGGAGUGCUCGUUCACCUCUGCAUCGGAUCCGACUCGAGCCGAGAUGACACCCACCGAAUUCAAGCAGACACCGGGACCUGAGGUGAAGAAGCACAGAACGACUUCCGUUGUCUCUCCCGUGCGACUGCCUCUUCCCGCUUUUGCAAUCAGUGCGGAUUAUCUACUUGUUCUUUUCAAUUUGGUCAUCUUCUUCGCCUUGUUCGGUCGAUUCGGACUUUUUCAUGGAUACGACGGGAGCCUCGACGUGCCCGAAUACGACUUUGGAACGCUUGCCUUAGUUGAAACUCUGAUGAAAUUGUGGGAUUUUAAAAAAUGGGUUCUG